ACAUAACAACAAAAAAAUUUCUGUCUCUACUUCUAGAAUUUUCAUCCCAAGCUGGGAGAAAAGUUCUACAGUCAUGUAUGGAACGAAGGGUUGUGGAGUAAGGAACGAAGGGUUGUGGAGUAAAUUUAUGUUUAUGGUCCAACACUUUUUUUCCUUUAUCUUUCCUAAUACUAUGUUGAUAUGAUUAAAAGUUCCUUUAUUAAGGUUCAAUUCAAAGUUGAUGGCAAGCUUGGGCAAAUGUCUUUGAUUAUAUUAAUCUUCUGCCAAUUAACACGUUUCAGUUAAAAAAAAAAAAAAAUACUUAUUCACAAUAAAUUAGUCUGAAGUUGACUCAUUCAAACUGGGGUGCACAAUCAAAGGUCUUAGGAAAUAUAAGACAAGGUCUCUCGCAGUUAAAUAAUGUUUUGUUUUUGCAGUUAGUUACUUCUCUAAUUUUGGUUUGGUUCUUCCCAAGUCAAGAUUUUUCUGACAUUAUCUAUGAUAAUACAAUAUAGUUAGCUUGGGUCCACUCCAUGAAUUAUUUUAAUUAUAGUAAUAGAAAAUUCAUUAUUUUGUGCUUGUGGGUUUUGAGUUAUGGUCAAUAGAAAUUAUUGGGUGAAGAAGAAACUUUCAAGUCAAAAAUCCAUAAACCCAUUGAGUUUGCCGUGUCCACAUCUAAUUUCCCAUCCUCUAUAUUUGCUCCAUCAACGCUUUCUCUCUCUAUAAUGUUGUCAAAUUUGCCAUAAUUGAGUUGAAAAAUACAGCUACAGAAAAUGAAGUUCUUUCCUCCUUGUAUGAUUUGCUUCUCCUCUUCUCAAAAAAACGACAUUGAUAAUAGUUAUGAUGAGGAAAACAAUGAAAACUUCCGGUUAUUCACUUAUAAUGAACUGAGAUUAGCCACUAAUGGAUUCAGCUCAUCAAACAAGAUUGGAGUAGGUGGUUUUGGCACUGUGUACAAGGGCCGGCUUAGGGAUGAAAGUCUAGUUGGGGUAAAAGUUCUUUCUAUUGAGAUUGAAUCCAUGAGAGGAGAGAGGGAAUUCAUAGCUGAAUUAGCUGCUCUUUCUGAUAUCAAGCAUGAUAAUCUAGUUGGCCUUAGAGGUUGCUGUGUUGAUGGAGCUACCAGAUAUUUGGUUUAUGAUUACAUGGAAAACAAUAACCUUUCCCACACUUUACUUGGUGGAGAGCAGAAUAGACUUAAAUUUAGUUGGGAAACAAGAAAACACAUUUCAUUGGGGAUAGCACAAGGACUUUCGUAUCUUCAUGAGGAACCUCGUAUAGUCCACAGAGAUAUUAAAGCAAGCAAUAUACUUCUAGACAAAAAUUUCACACCAAAACUUGGUGAUUUCGGUUUAUCAAAGAUUUUGAGAGAGAACAGCUCUCAUAUCAGUACUCGAGUUGCUGGGACAAUGGGUUACCUUGCUCCAGAGUAUGCCAUUAGUGGUCGUUUGACAAGGAAAUCAGAUAUUUACAGCUUCGGUGUACUGCUCUUGGAGAUCGUUAGUGGCCGAAAAGUUGUUGAUUUUGACAUGGAACAUGGAGAGCAUUACCUGGUUCAGAAGGCUUGGGAAGCUUACAAGGGUGAUGAACUUAUUCAGUUAGUUGAUUCUGUUCUUGAAACAAACUUUCCUGAAGAAGAAGCAGUGAGAUUCAUCAAGAUCGGACUUCUUUGCGUGCAAGAACAUGCCAGGCUGCGGCCAUCAAUGGCUACCGCAAUAAAGAUGUUAGCUAACGAGAUUGAACUGAGAGAUGUUGAGAUAUCACAACCUGGGCUGGUUUCCGAUCUCAUGUCUAUAAAAAUGGACCACCAGAAUUUGUCUCAAAGCACUUUCUCAAAGGGCUCCACAAUCAGCUUCCAAAGUCCUCGUACAUCUUAUUUCUGACUACCAUGUUUUUCUUUUUCUUCCUUUUAGUUUGUUUUUUUUUUAACACGAGAUUUUUGCUCAUCCUAACUACCAGCUUGUGUAGAGUCCACACAUGUAUUGUAUUGUGUACAUAUUGGGUUUGGAUGAGUUAUUUUUUUUACUCCAGACUCAUGACUCAGUUAGAAUAGAGACUCUUGAUUGUGUUUUGAGUACAUAUAACAACAGUGCAAAAUGAAUUGUGUA
Molecule: messenger RNA, 2084 nt
Organism: Cannabis sativa
Lineage: Eukaryota; Viridiplantae; Streptophyta; Magnoliopsida; Rosales; Cannabaceae
Product: putative serine/threonine-protein kinase
Exons: 6
Coding region: 753-1859 (368 amino acids)
Biological process (GO): protein phosphorylation
Molecular function (GO): ATP binding; protein kinase activity
Source: RefSeq, a predicted model, not a curated record